Salvelinus sp. IW2-2015 is the source of this 2858-nucleotide messenger RNA. Its product is annotated as threonine synthase-like 1. Gene Ontology annotation, cellular component: cytoplasm. The record is from RefSeq and is a predicted model, not a curated record. Lineage: Eukaryota; Metazoa; Chordata; Actinopteri; Salmoniformes; Salmonidae. Gene Ontology annotation, molecular function: pyridoxal phosphate binding. Gene Ontology annotation, biological process: amino acid metabolic process.
ACACGGCAGCUUGCUCUGAAAACUGUGAGAUGGCGGACAAGCACAAGCCCUUUCUCAAUAUCCAGAUCGUGGCUAUCUACUGUACCCCAGAUAGAGGACCGGAACAUCCUGCUAAUGGGUCUGCCUGGAGCAGGAAAAACCUCUGUGGGGCGUGUURUUGCUCAUAGACUGGGAGUGCCUGUCAUUGACGUGGACAACCAUAUCCUGGAGGUGACAUGGAAGAUGCCGGUGGCUGACAAGCUGUCCGAGGUCGGAGAUGAACGUUUCCUGGAAGAAGAGGGUCGGGCUCUUUGCAAAUUAUCCACCUCUGGUAGUGUCAUCUCCCUAACAGGAUCCAACCCACUCCAUUCUGGGGCUAUGCAGCACCUCAAACGCACUGGACUGGUAGUGUAUCUGGAUGUAGCCACCGAUGACAUCAUACAGAGGCUCUCCAGGAUGAAAGUGAACAGGAUUGUGGGCCAGGAGGCUGGGGUACCCAUCAGGCAGAUUCUACACUACAGGAAGCAGUUUUAUGAGAAAUGGCUUGACACUAGAGUGCUCUGUGGGACUGGAGAUACUGUUGAGGAGAUUGCAGAGAAGGUGCUUCAGGCUGUGGAGAGAUACCAGAACUCGAAAUCGGAGACCUUUGUGUCAACCAGGAGGGAGAACGGAUCAUCUAGUGAAUCAAAAUACUUCAGUGACGUUGUUUUAGAGGGGUUAGCUCCCGAUGGUGGACUAUACGUGCCCCAAAAAGGCUUUCCGAAGCUCGACGUACGAGAAUGGCUAAGAAUAGCAGAAAUGUCCUAUCCUGAACGAGCCUUAGCCAUGCUUGAAAAGUGCAUACACCCCAUGGACAUCCCUGGUACCGAUCUCAGAAGAAUGGUGUUCAGAGCUUACGGKGUUAACUUUGCCAGCGAGGCCAUUGCACCGGUGAAACACCUAGUUCAUAACCAGUUUGUGCAGGAGCUCUUCCACGGCCCCACUGCUUCCUUUAAAGACCUGGCCUUGCAGUUGAUGCCUCAGCUCUUCGCCUAUUGUCUCCCACAAAUGUGCAACUACCUCAUCCUUGUGGCAACAUCCGGUGACACCGGCAGUGCAGUGGUGAGUGGGUUCGGCAACCUUCAUGACCUGGACCGGCAGAGGGUCGGCGUGCUGGUGUUCUUCCCAGAGGAAGGAGUGAGUGAGAUCCAGAAGCGACAGUUGACAGCCUACAAAGAGGGCAACGCCAGGGCUGUCGGUGUCCUAUCCGACUUUGACUUCUGCCAGAGGGCCAUUAAGACCAUGUUUGGGGAUUCAGGUCUGACAGGGCAUUUAGCUGUGGAGUAUGGCACUGUCCUUAGCACUGCUAACUCCAUCAAUUGGGGAAGGCUGCUACCACAGGUGGUCUAUCACGCCUCAGCAUAUCUAGAUCUUUUCAAAGAUGGGGUUAUCAAGUUCGGAGAGCCCAUCGAUGUAUGCAUCCCUACCGGUAACUUUGGCAAUGCCAUGGCAGCCCUGUACGCAAAGCAAAUGGGAAUCCCGAUAAGAAAAAUCAUCUGCGCUUCCAACCAAAACCGAAUCGUUUCUGACUUUAUUACGACAGGGGUGUGUGAUCUCCGAAACCAGCCUCUCAUUGCCUCGCUKUCCCCAGCCAUAGACAUCCUCAAAUCCUCCAACCUGGAGAGAUUUCUCUACCACACCUCAGGUGGUGAUGGCUGUCUUGUUAGAGAUCUGUUCACGCGCUUAGAAAAAGACCAGUACUUCAAAGUCUCUGAGUCAUUGCUCCAAAAGAUCCAGGAGGAUGUGGUGGCUGGCUGGUGCUCUGAAGAGGAAUGUCUGGCUGCCAUCCUAAAUGUUCACACCAAAACUGGUUACGCGAUGGACACACACACCGCUGUUGCUAAGGCGGUUGCCGACCGGCUACAGGACCCAUGGUGUCCAGUGGUGAUCUGUUCUACAGCGCACCACGGGAAGUUUGCCCCCACCGUUCUCAAAGCGCUGCAGUGCCCGAACAACCCCUCAGAUCCUGUGGACCAGCUGAGGGAGCUGGCCUCUGUAGCGUCCACACCUCGGAUGCACCAAAACAUGCUUCAGUGCCUGAAGGAAAACAGUAGAGGAGAACAUACAGUGUGUCAAGCAGAUUUCAGUGUGUUAGUGGAGGAGGUGGAAUCCAUGAUUCAAGACUCUUUCUUGAAAGUUCUUUAGGUCUCUUUCAGAUAAACAAACCGAUAAAGACYCUGGGGUAGGGUGGUACUUUUUUAUUUUCAUUCAGUGUGUUGAGGAGGGCAGUUGAAAAUGAAAGUSAACCCAUGAAUUARUAAAUCAUGAAUUCAUGUGGGKUUUUUUUGUCUUAUGAAUUGUGCAAUUGAUCUCCUUAUUUGACAGAAUUUGGGUUUAGAUGGAUGUUUCUACAGCGACUGGAGAUGUCAUAGCAUAAGUCUUCUGUACCCACUAGAUGGUGAUAUUUACCACAUGGCUCCUAUGCAGCCAAGAGGUCCCCUCAGGUUUCAUGAUAUGUAGUUGUGGUUCAGAAGCUCYUAACUAGCCCCAACGGCCCAAUACAUGAGACUAAAUUGUGGAGUCAUUACCUUGUGCCAAAGGAACAACUAUAUAUAGAACUAAAUAUGCUUGUUCCUGUUUGUUAUGUAGUAUGGUUUAACCCAGAUGUGCUKUUUGUUACAAGCAUUUCGCUACCACCCGCAAUAGCAUCUGCUAAACAUGUGUAUGCGACAAAUACAAUUUGAUUUGCUCUUGUUUAUUUUUUACAAWUGUACAUUCAUUUCCCUUCUUUUGUAUGUACUAUGUUAUGUAACUGUCAUAUUACAAUCCUAAACAACACGAAGGACAUACUCAGGUUGAUUUUCAUCUGACUAUUGGUAUUAAAUGUUUGUUUGUGUGAA